AUGGCUUCCGAAAAAGAAAGAGAUAAUUUUUGUGUCCGUUUUACCGGCAAAAAUUAUUCGGCAUGGGAAUUUCAAUUUAAGAUGUAUGUUAGAGGAAAGGGAUUAUGGAGUCACUUAGAUGAUGUUUCUAAGGCACCGAGGAAGAAAACUGCUUUAGAUGUGUGGGAAACUAAAGAUUCUCAAAUCAUCACUUGGAUUCUCAACAGUAUUGAUCCUCAGAUGAUCAAUAAUUUGCGCUCUUUUUCAACUGCUCAAGAAAUGUGGAAUUCUUUGAAGCGCAUUUAUAACCAGGAUAAUUCGGCAAAACGGUUUCAGUUAGAGCUAGACAUAGUCAACUAUAAACAAGAAUUUGAGGUUGUCAGAGGUGCUUUGCUAAAUAGGAAUCUUGUUCCUUCUUUGGAUACUUGUGUUGGUGAACUUCGCAGGGAAGAACAACAUCUGCUUACUCAAGGAACUAUGUCUCGUGAUUGUGUUAGCUCUAAUCAUUUAUCUUUUGCUAGUAAUAGUGUUUUGAACUCUUAUGAGGAUUGA
Molecule: messenger RNA, 531 nt
Organism: Lathyrus oleraceus (garden pea)
Lineage: Eukaryota; Viridiplantae; Streptophyta; Magnoliopsida; Fabales; Fabaceae
Exons: 2
Coding region: 1-531 (176 amino acids)
Source: RefSeq, a predicted model, not a curated record